AUGAUUGCAAUUUGGGCUACUUAUCAAUACUUGGUGGAGCUAGUCGUGAGCUACUUGGUUCAUUUUCUUUGUGAAUUUUAUUAUUUUGGCUUAGCAUUUGCUGGAGAAAUCUCACAUGCCCUUGAAGAGUUUUCGCAUUUUCUUAGGCCUAACAUCAGUAAUGUUGGGACCGGAGAGGAAACAAUACCUAAAACACAAAGAGAAAGCAAGGUUGAUGAUCAUUUGCCUACUAUUGUUUGGGUUCAUGGGUUUUUUGGAUUUGGGCCGUUUGACAAAAGGAGAUUAGGUUCUCUAUCAAACUUUGCUGGGGCAGAGAACGAAGAUCAAAGGGUUCUUGUCCCUUAUUUGGGGUCUUUACCCAGUGUUUAUGAUAGAGCACGGGAAUUGUUCUAUUAUUUAAAAGGUGGCCAAGUUGAUUAUGGUGAAGAACACAGCAAAACUUGCGGGCACUCGCAGUUUGGACGAAUCUACAAAAGAGGGCACUACCCAGACUGGGACGAGGAACAUCCUAUUCACUUUGUUGGGCAUUCAGGUGGAGCACAAGUUGUGCGUGUCUUGCAACAAAUGCUUGCUGAUAAGGCAUUUAAGGGGUAUGGAAACACCUCUGAGAACUGGGUAUUAAGCAUCACUUCACUAUCAGGAACGUUUAAUGGGACCACCAGAACUUACAUUGAUGGCAUGGAGCCUGGAGAUGGUAGAUCAUUGAAACCUAUUUGCAUGCUACAACUCUUUCGCAUUGCGGUGAUAAUUUAUGAUUGGUUAGACAUUUGGAUGCUAAAGAAACGCUACAAUUUUGGGUUGGAUCACUUUGACUUGUCAUGGAGAAAGAAGGGCUUUAACAUGUCGUGGAAGAAGGCAGGGAUAUCCGGCCUUGUUGACUGCCUCCUGGGGAAUGCUGGUCCAUUUGCUUCAGGGGAUUGGAUCCUCCCUGACCUCACAAUUCAAGGGUGUAUAAGACUGAACAAACAUAUACGGACAUUCCCAAAUACAUACUACAUGAGCUACGCUACAAAGCGUACGUGGAAGCUGAUGGGUUUCACAAUUCAUUCAAGCAUGGUCAAGAUUACGCCAUUGCUUUUCUUGAGGGUCUUGCAGAUGGCUCAGUGGUGUUAUCCUUCACACUUGACUCCACCUUAUAAAGGCUACAGGGAUGGUGAUUGGCAGGAGAAUGAUGGAGCAGUAAACACAAUAUCAAUGACACAUCCUCGUUUCCCAAUUGAACAUCCCAAUUGCUUCCUUCAAAACGAUUCUUCACUCAUCAAACCAGGCAUCUGGUACUAUAAGGUUGUGGAGGGUGAUCAUAUACCGUUCAUCGUGAAUCGUAAGAGAGCAAAACCACCCUUUGAUGUAAUAUUUGAUACUAUUUUCGAUUGUUGUAGGAAAAUGCAUAUACAUAGGAACAAAUAAUGACAAGUCCUUUACUAACUUAUUCGAUCACUUUAUAUACUAUCAUCACUA
Arachis duranensis is the source of this 1458-nucleotide messenger RNA. RefSeq lists its product as uncharacterized. Lineage: Eukaryota; Viridiplantae; Streptophyta; Magnoliopsida; Fabales; Fabaceae. The record is from RefSeq and is a predicted model, not a curated record.